Molecule: messenger RNA, 10403 nt
Organism: Mus musculus (house mouse)
Lineage: Eukaryota; Metazoa; Chordata; Mammalia; Rodentia; Muridae
Gene: Epb41
Product: erythrocyte membrane protein band 4.1
Exons: 18
Coding region: 3271-5646 (791 amino acids)
Biological process (GO): cortical actin cytoskeleton organization
Cellular component (GO): nucleus; cell cortex; cytoskeleton
Molecular function (GO): cytoskeletal protein binding; structural molecule activity; actin binding
Source: RefSeq, a predicted model, not a curated record
AGAGAGAGAGAGCGAGCGAGAGCGCUGCUGGGGUGACUCCUUGCCAUCAAGGCCCUCCUAAGGCAGACACCUCAGAAAUAACUUUCAGUGGCUGCCUGUGGUAUCUGCUGCUGUUGGGUGCACAGAAGCAAGGUGUUACCGCAGUUGUAGGGUGGGAAUUUUUAACUGUGGGAAUGGGGGAGGGAGACUGCAGAAAGAGAGGCAAGGUCUGGGAAGAAAGGGAACCAGAGGCUGUAGGGAACGGAGCAGGAGGGCAAUAUCAGUACCACACAGAUUUUGCCCUCAGAAGAACUAGCUUUGAGUCCCACCCAGCCCAGCUGUUACUGUGUGACCUUACCCGACUCACCUUACCUCUCCCAGCCCGCCCUGGACCUUAUAGGAAUUAGCAGAAUCAAAUGAAGCAUUAAGUAUUCAAUGGCCAGAUUGGUAGCUGCUGUGAGAUUGUGCCAGUGUGGGGUGUUUUAGGAAGGGGAUGGAGUGGGGGAACCCCAAGGUUUCCCUGUGUGUAUAGGAGAGCCAGUCAAGGCCUGUGGGGUCCCAGCAGCAUGGUGCUUGGGUGAACUGGUUGGAGGUGUAGGUGGCACCCCACACCCCACUGUCUCUCUAUCAACAAAUAGUCACACUGUCUAGACAGACCAAGCUGGCUUUACUCUGUAGGCUCUGGGUGCCAAUAGAAGCUCCCAGGACUCCCAGGUUGCCCCACCUAUAGGCCAGUGGGGAUAAGGCUCUGGCUGAGCCAGCACCCUCUCCGCAGAGUGGACCCUGGCCAGCAGCCUGGCUGGCUGCAUUGAACAGGAAUAUCCCGGGCUGGCUAGGAAGAUGCUGACGCAGGGGCAGGCCCAGCAUUCUGUGAGCUGGACCUAGGCCCAGCUGUUAGGACCUGGGCACAGGGUGAGACAGACGCGAGGGUCGGAGUCAGGAGGAAAGAUACAGAGAGAGGCCUAAAGGGGACCCUGAGGCUGAAGCCAGGAAGCCUCAUUUGGUUAUUUCUUAAGCCUCCUGGGCGUCUGCUACAUGCCACACAGGUUUCCCAGGAACAGAACUGGAGAGGAUGCUCACAUAGGCCUCAUUGCCAAGGUUGUGGUGGCUGAGAUCUGUUGGGUUGGCAGAGUGGGUUUAUAAGACAGGUAGGUGUGUGUAUGUGUGUGUGUAUGUGUGUGUGUGUGUGAAUGCAUACACAUGCACAUUCAGAAUUUCCCUCGUGCCCAAGGUUUAUCACAGGGCAGGCCUCAAUCCGUUUGUAGUCUGUGGACCAGGUACUUGUCCUCCUGGGUCUCAGUUUCCCUCUAUAAUAUUAAGAGGAAAAUGAGUCCUGACUCUGGGUGUCUUCUAGCACCCAUUGUCAUUGUUUCCUGUAUUGGUGACCUUUGACAGCAGAAACAUAUCACACCUCAUGACCUGGUUUAGAGCAAGCUCAUACUGUAUGAGGAGCUAGAAUGGCCUUAGGUUGCACUUGCCUGUCGUGAGCCCACAAACAGCUUUUUGGCCUUGUUCUCUAAUUAGUUAUGGCCCUGGCCUAUGUGCUGUUCUCGGGUUGUGUGUGACAUUAGCUUGGUUAAUGAAGCACCAUCCUUGUUUCAUAGGCAUUCACGGGGGCAAAUUGACUUGAGCAAAGUCACACAGCUGUGAAGUGGCUGACUUGGAAUUUGAACCCUAGAGCCAGCUCUGAAGCCCCUGAGACAUGAAGUCUUCAUUUCCCAAUACUCUACCCAUACUGAGUGCUCAUUCCCUAGUCCUAACCUGUAGAGAUACCUAAUGAUCUUGGACUGAGCUCUGAGUUCUGGGAUGUUUAAUCCGGGAAGCUGGACACUGGCUGGACAAAGAGAUAGGGGACGCCUGGAGCCCACUGAUAUUUGUUCACAGAGCCAUAUCUACAGGUCCAAGAGCUGGGCAUUAAAAAGUAAUAUUGAGUCCACUUUGGGCCUUUGCUUCCUCAUCUAUAAAAGGUGGAUUUGAGUGAAUGCAGAUGUCCCUGGAUGCUUGAGUGAUUACUGGCUGAGGUCAGCUGUAGGAACAGACCAGGGGUCAAGGUGCCAAUGACUGAGCCAGGAGAGGUGGCUUCCAGAGUAGCUUGCACCCUAAGCUGGCUGUUUGACAAGAAGAGUUUCAGAUGAAAGUAUUCAAAGACUUGCUGGAGGCAGUGCAGAUGUACUGCAGAGACCAAGGGGAAGAAAUGAAGGAAAGUUUCGAGCACAUAAUCCAAGCAGACAUGAGCUUUGGUCACUUCACUCGGAGACCCAUAUGAUGGCACCAAGGACACAGAAGGGAGUCCCUUCGCCCUUGCCCUUGUCUGUGAAGUGGGAACAGUAACAAUUUCACCUACACAGUGUUGGGGAGACUGUGAAGAAUAAAGUGGAAUAUCUGUAAAAUUGGGAGAAUAUGGUGGCUGGUCAUUUUUCAAUCCAAAGCUGCAGUACUGGGUGUGCGUGUGGGGAGGGGCACUUGUCAUAGCCCUGAUGGGACUCUGCAUGGUGAGAAUGUGCUGGGGGACACCUUAAGGUCACAGCAGUACUUACAGACUCAUCACAGUGACCAGACAUUGUGCUGGGACUUCGUUUUUCAUUAUCUCCCUUGGUCCCAACAGCAGCAUUCUUUUGAGAAGAUGGUGGUCUCACCCACACUAGAUCCUGGCAAAGUCCCCAUCCACAGCCCCUUGUAGUCAUAGUAGCUACAAGUUAUAAACAAAUGAUAUACCAACCUCUGUUCAAAAAGUCUUACAUAUGUCAACUCUUACAUGACUCCCACGUAGCCCGAAGCGGCAGAUCUGAAUGCUGCCCUCUAUGUUACGGGUAAGUAGAGGAAGCCUGGAGGGAGAAGCGAGGGAAUCGCCUGAGUGGCACCAGUGGUAGGGCUGUUUGUGGAGGCAGGAUUUGACCCCCAGUAUCUAAGGUCAAAUGCAUGCAUCACUGAAGUUUUACUCCCCCGCCUCCAUACUGCAGUGUAGGGCUCACAUGGGCAUGGCCCUGUCUGACUUCAGACGGCAUGGCGCCUGGUGCGGCUAUGAAUGCCCAUAGGAGACUGGGCCCAGGGCAGCCUGAUGAGCUCAGCACAGAUUUUCAGAUCAUAGCUGCCUGAAUGGUAUCUGGUCAUCAGAGUGCCAGAAGCACUCUGGGUGGGGGGUGAGGGCGGAAGAGGGGACAGGUUCCCCACUGGCCCAGGUGCAGCUGAUCAGGACCCCAGAGUUUGAUAGCUGUGCUGUGUCUCACUUCUGUCCUUUGCUUCCAUGUGCCACCGUGACGAUGGCUGCGCUGUCCUUCCUUGACUGGCUGUAUGAUGACAACGGCUACUUCUGGGAACAUCAUGACAACAGAGAAGAGUUUAGCGGCUGAAGCUGAGAAUUCUCAGCACCAGCAACAGAAGGAAGAAGGAGAGGGAGCCACAAACUCAGGCCAACAAGAAACUCAGCUGGAGGAGGCCUCCCAAGCGGCCGCAGCUGAGGGCAGCGAUCAGGGUGAGCAGAAGCUGAAAGCAUCCAAUGGGGACACUCCAACACAUGAAGACUUGACCAAGAACAAGGAACGGACAUCAGAAAGCAGAGGCCUGUCACGACUGCUCUCCUCAUUCCUCAAAAGGCCCAAGUCGCAGGUCUCUGAAGAAGAAGGCAGAGAAGUAGAAUCAGAGAAAGAGAAAGGUGAAGGGGGUCAGAAGGAGAUAGAACUUGGAAACAGCCUUGAUGAAGACAUCAUUUUAAAGGCCCCCAUUGCAGCUCCUGAACCUGAGCUCAAAACAGACCCAUCUUUGGAUCUUCAUUCAUUAAGCAGUAUAGAGACACAGCCAGCUCAGGAAGAACACAGAGAGGACCCAGAUUCUGAAACGAAGGAAGGAGAAGGGAUUGAAGAGUGCUCUGGAACAGAGGUGAAAGAGGACCCAGAGUCAAGAGCAGAGAGAGAACCCGAAGCCUCCCAGAAGCCCGUCAGAAGACACAGAAACAUGCACUGUAAGGUCUCCUUGUUGGAUGACACGGUCUACGAAUGUGUUGUAGAGAAACAUGCUAAGGGACAAGACUUGCUGAAGCGAGUGUGCGAGCACCUCAACCUUUUGGAAGAAGACUACUUUGGUUUAGCCCUGUGGGACAGCGCAACCUCUAAGACAUGGCUGGAUUCUGCCAAAGAAAUAAAAAAGCAGGUUCGAGGUGUUCCUUGGAAUUUCACAUUUAAUGUGAAGUUUUAUCCACCCGACCCAGCACAAUUAACAGAAGACAUAACAAGAUACUAUUUAUGUCUUCAGCUUCGGCAGGACAUUGUUGCUGGACGUCUGCCCUGUUCCUUUGCAACUUUAGCCCUACUCGGGUCUUACACGAUCCAGUCUGAGCUGGGAGACUAUGACCCAGAACUGCACGGCAUGGAUUAUGUUAGUGAUUUUAAACUGGCUCCAAAUCAGACCAAGGAACUUGAAGAAAAGGUCAUGGAAUUGCAUAAAUCAUACAGGUCCAUGACUCCAGCUCAGGCUGACUUGGAAUUUCUUGAGAAUGCCAAAAAGUUGUCCAUGUAUGGAGUUGAUCUUCACAAAGCAAAGGACUUGGAGGGAGUGGACAUUAUUCUCGGCGUCUGCUCCAGCGGCCUUCUGGUUUACAAAGACAAGUUGAGAAUUAACCGCUUUCCUUGGCCCAAAGUGCUAAAGAUUUCUUACAAACGCAGCAGCUUCUUCAUCAAGAUCCGGCCUGGAGAGCAAGAACAUUAUGAAAGUACCAUCGGCUUCAAGCUCCCCAGUUAUCGAGCGGCCAAGAAACUAUGGAAGGUCUGUGUGGAGCAUCACACGUUCUUCAGACUCACCUCUACAGACACCAUCCCCAAAAGCAAGUUUCUUGCCCUGGGAUCCAAAUUCCGAUACAGUGGCCGGACUCAAGCUCAGACCAGGCAAGCCAGUGCCCUGAUUGACAGGCCUGCUCCACACUUUGAGCGGACAGCAAGCAAGCGGGCGUCCAGGAGCCUCGAUGGAGCAGCAGCUGCUGAGUCCACAGACCGAAGUCCUCGGCCCACCUCUGCCCCAGCCAUUGCUCAGAGUCAGGUCACAGAAGGGCCAGGGGCACCUAUCAAAAAAACACCAAAGGAAGCUGUGAAGGUUGAAGAGAAGCGGGGAGAAGAGCCGGCUGAGCCCGCUGAGCCGGAGCCCACAGAAGCAUGGAAGGUGGAAAAAACCCACACCGAGGUCACAGUACCUACCUCAAAUGGUGACCAAACGCAGAAGCUUGCAGGAAAAGGUGAAGAUCUGAUAAGAAUGAGGAAGAAAAAGAGAGAGAGACUAGAUGGUGAAAACAUUUAUAUCAGACAUAGCAAUUUAAUGUUGGAGGAUUUAGACAAGAGUCAAGAAGAGAUCAAAAAGCACCAUGCCAGCAUCAGUGAACUGAAAAAGAACUUUAUGGAAUCGGUACCCGAACCACGGCCCAGCGAGUGGGACAAGCGCUUAUCUACACACUCACCCUUCCGGACUCUUAACAUCAACGGGCAAGUCCCUACUGGAGAUGGAGUGAAGAAAACUUCUAUCCUCCCCUCGGGAAGAAAGGUUGGUGGGCCAGAGUGCCCUAGCUACUUUAUCCCUGAUACAUAUCACUUAGGGGUGUGCAAAGAACCGGUAUUCAGCUUCCAGACCGACCAGAGAAGGCUAGCUCAGCUAAAGGAACUCAGAGCCAAGUUUUUCCUCUCAUAGAUGCCAUCUGCCUUGACCUUGGAUAGCAGGAUACAGGGAUGCAGGGAAGAAAAGGUCCAAGUUGACCAACUGGGGAGCUGGGGGAGACUCCCUUAAAUGUUAUCAAAAGUGUUUGCUAAGUAUAUAAACCUUCAUGGUAAUCAUAACCAUUUCAGUCAGGGAUUCCAGGCUGUGUAAUCACUGAGGUCUUGUGGGGCUGUGUUUGCCUUUCUUGUUCUUCUCUGUGGCUGCCCCACCCCAGGGUAGACCCUGGAGACACAUAAUACAAUUUAUAAUUUUGAUCUUAUCUUGCAGUCUUUACUAAUAUUCCACUGAGCAAAAUCAAAUGCUCAUACUGAGCUAUUGCAGUCAGAGUCUUUUUUGAAGAGAUAUAAAAAUUGUUCUUUAUAUUCUGCCAUUCUGUUUGUUAGUAAAAGUAACUUCAUUCAGCAGAAUGCUUCGUUAUUGACACUGCCUAAUGCAUUGAUGAUUGGUGGCAGCAUCAAAGCAAUUAAAAAUGACCUGGAAUCCAUAUGUGGAAAAACAUUCAUGCAUGAAUAGCCUCAAUAAGUGACAGAGAGAGGGGAAGCAGGUGACUGCUUGAACUCCCAAGUGUUGCAACACUGAUUUAUUCCAAACACUAAAUUUUAAUUCAGUCACAUAGUUAAACCCGCAGGGUAAAUUGCCAAAGUAGCGAGGGGCUAGAACUUCAAGAGCACCCAGGAGAUCUUCCCACACCUUUGCACAUCCCCAAGAAUCACUUAAGCAUUUUCCAUCUGUCAUUUUGUUCAUCUCUCUGUCUUUCUUGAUCUUCUACUGUGAAAGCAGACACAAGAACGUGCUCUGUUAGUACAGGGUGAAGAGAACAGUAAAAGGCCAGAGAGAUCCACUGAGAGAACCUUGCCCCAGCGCGAAAAUGAAGAGAUUGCUCCCAAGGUUUCUAUUCCAAUCCCCGAGGAACACAAGGCUCUCAAAAAGUGCCACCUCUACUCUAGUGCUUUUCCGUCGCCUCGUAUUCCUUUCAUGAUGUCUUUUCUCCUGGUCCUUGCCCUGGCUGUUUGGUGGUUGAUCUUUCUGUGAUUGGAAAACAGGGUGCUCAUCUGACAUGUCAAGACUAAAACCACCGAACUCUGUCUCUAGCUUGGAAUGUGUAAUUGCCCACGUCACGCCUCGGAUCCUGAGCGUUCACUGUCAUAGGGACCUCUGGAGGUUCUUUUUCCUGUCAAUAAUAAAAUGUGAAUCUCUGCAGAGUAUACAUUGUGAGGAAAAAGGAGUAGUGAUGGAUUGGCCCACCAGUGCUCCUACCCCAAAGUUAACUUUAGGCAAAUCAGAUGGAGGUAUAUGGCAGGUGGUACUCACCCCAAAGCUACCGUGCACACUCUUACUGUUGACCUGCUAUGUCCCCUUCUCAGUGUCUCACGCAGACUGGGACACUUUGAAAACAUUUGAUGGACUAUUUUCUCAGUCUUCUAUAGCCAUUUUUGUGGCAUGGGCUCUGUAGUUUAAGAAGAAAUUCGACUUCCCAACCUUUGAAAAGCCUUAAAAUGAAAAUUUUAAUCCAAAAGAUCCAUAACCGCUCCUUUUCUUAGCGUGUCUAAUCAGUGCAUACAAAAGGCCUUUUCUGCAAGGGGCUCUGACACCUGUGGCCUUUUCCUGAGUGUUUAUGAGCUGUACGGAAUAGGCAACUUUAUUCGGCCUGGUGUGGAGAAGAAUCACGCAGAGGUUAAAUGCUGUCUUUUCAUGCAUAGAGAAUUCAUUUUGUUUAGGGAAAUGGUGCUGGUGUCCCGUGGCCUCUAUCCAGGGUAGAAAAUUUCAGACACCUACCUUUAAAAGUCCUGGAGUACAGAUUAACUUGAGAUCUGUAUGUCAACACACUUUUCUCUAAAUUAAAAUAUUGUUACUUCCUUAUGGUAUAAGUAAUUGUUGCUAGAAGCAAUGUUUAACUGUUAUAAUAAGCGUAAACGAUACUGUUUCCUUGUACUUCAGACCUUUUCUCCCACUUGUGUUAAAAUCAAUUGUUUCUAAUCAGUAGCCUUGCAUCUAAGCUUUCACUGUGACAUGUGUCCAGUCUGCAUGUUGGUUAUGAGGCUUCCCUGAUGUAGAGGUGAGCACACCCUCCUCAGAGCACCACUUAGAUGCUACAUUGGUGGUUUCUCACCUUACUCUAUUAACCUUGCAUGACGUCGCUUGCUUUCUAUGGCAUUUGAACGCAUCAAUCUGGAUGAGUUGUUAACUUCUCAGAUAACUAUUUUUGGACUCUGAGUUAGAGUCAUCACGUUGAGACUAUUAUCUUUUAUAUUAUUUCUUAGUGCUUUUUGGUCAUUGAAAUUUCUAAAGAUGGUUUUUGCCUUUGAAAAGGUGGAGGGGGAGGGAGGAAGAGAGAGUAAAACAGUAAAGCAAGAAUGUUGUUGUUCCUCAGUGCUCAGUAGUAUUGAUCUGUUGUUUUGAAGAUAGGAUUGUCUGAUAUUUACUGAAAACUGCUAUGGCAUACUCUGUCAUUAUUGGACUUAGGGGAAAAAACUGGAAAAAGAAGCAAGGACCAGGCUAGAUUUUUAAGAAAAAAAAUCUAGAUAUAUGUGGUUUGUGUUACAAGUUAUGUCUAUUUAUAACAAACAUUUUGUAAAUCAGCAUAUUUUUCUUGAUUCACUCGUAAGAAAAGGGAUUGCAAAGCUCUCUAAAGAACUGCUUUGCAAGGUAGACUACGACAGCCGUGAGGAAGUCUCCUUACCUGUGAAAAGAUGUAAGAUUUCCUUAAUGAAGUAACAAUUGCAACUAGCAUUCUUUAUGUUAUUGUAAGUUUUUUUAGGAAUUAAAAAUUAACCUUAAAAUUUUAUCGGUACUUUUGUAACUUUCAAAUUAUAUUUCCUACAGUUCCAGUUUUCAUCGUUGUACACAACUUUUUAUUAAUUAUUGUAAACAUCACCCUGGAAUUUUUUUUCCUUUUAUAUUGGAAUUAUUUCAAAUCCAUUAAAAGUUUAGUGUGAGCCAAUGGUACUGUUCAAUGUUCUGAAGUGUAGCGAGGAUCUUCAGAGAUCUUUGCUAACAAAGGAGCCACUUCUUAUUGGUAAAGCUGCUGAUAAAUGGAUACCAAGUCCUGAUAUUGAACAGAGCUGAUGAGCAUGGGCUCAAAAGAUAUAGUCAUAGUUAUCAGAGGACAAACAUCAGCUGUUCCAGCCCUGGGUGGGCUUCAGUUAAUGCUGCCAAUACAAGAAGCUGCAGACGGCAUCUCUUUCUCUCCCCCACUUCACUCCAUUCUCGGUAUCAUGGGCAUUCCAGUAACUGGGCACCACUUUACCCAGUUUUUCCUUGAUGGCAGGUCCAGAAGUAAGGAUAUUGAUACAGACCUGUGUCACGUGUUGGGGUUUUGCCUUGUUUUCCUGUGAAUCAUUUCCAGAGUGAAUUGAGGAGGUCUUAACUACCUGGUGCCCAUAUUUCCACCUACAUUCAAACAGACAAAUCUACCUCAUGAGAACAACUCUGCACCAUGUUUCAGGAAGUAAUGAUGUUCAGUCGUCGGUCCCUGAGGAGCUAGGAAGAUAGAAUUUUUAAAAAGCAGACACAUGUGGACCUCUUGAGAUUCUUCUUGUAGUAAGCAAACAACCAUGUUUAUUUAUUGCUGGCUGAUCCUGGCUGAUAUUUGACAAAGCACUCAAAACUAGUAAAGUUAAAAAUGCUUUUCCAGAUUUAUCCAGGUCUUAAUAAAUUCAUAUGGUGUUCUCUGAGCAGCGCACACUUGGGAAUAAGCCCAGUUUCUAUAUUGUACAUCUGUCUUUUAGCUGUUUGCUUAUUGCUAGCUAGCAUUUGUAGUAUAAAGUAGAUCCCAUUUGCAAGUUUUACAACUUUGUUUACAUGGUUAGUAAAAACUUUAAGGAGGGGACUGCCUGUUGGUCAAGAGUAGACUGGAAUCACCUCAAGAGUAGACUGGAAUCACCUCUAGAGCUGCCCUGCUAUCACUGGGGAACCCAGGGACUUCCUAAGUCGCUCCUGUGGUGGUUUCUAUGAUAAACCCACAGGGCGGUCAAUAUCACUGAGACUUUUAGGGGUUAUCACCAGUAAGAAUGCAUGCUUACACGCAGUUGUCAUUUACUCAAUACUACUGAGCACUGAGGAACAAGAUGAACUUCUGUCUCACUGUUGCUCCCUUGAGGAAGUCUGCCCUCCUCCGCCUUUGUACUUCAGACAGAUGCUGAAGUCGUGAAGGUCACAGUUCUCCGCGUGAAAGCCUCCCUUUCUUCAUUACUAACUAUUCACUCCCUGCUCUUUGUGACCUUGACACCAGAAUCUGAGACAAAUCCUUCUAUUCUGUUGUCUGCUUUGUGGGAUUCCUUCAGCUGCCUCCUCUAUAUUACUACACAAAUGUCAGUGAGCUGCUCUCCUGGGUGCCGCGGUCACCUCUCAUGCCUUAGGAUCCCUUUAUAUCAGAGCAGAUAGAGAAGCCCCCUGAGACUGGCUGGGAACAGGCAACUGGAUGGUUAGGAAGGUCUGCUCUUGUGGUUAGGGAGCCUCUGGACUUAGGCUAGGACUGGGUGGGCUAUGACCCUCAGGGGAUUUUAUUUAGUAAAUAAAGUUCCUGUCACCAUUGCUCAUUAUUUCCACAGGUCAGAAAUACAGGCUAAAAAUAAAAUAACUUUAGUAACAGUUUAUCUAUAUGAAUAGAUGGCAGCUUGUUGAAAGGUUUUUCCUCAUUUUUUUGUGACUGGGUGGUUAUGAUGUCCUUCCUUCUACCAUGGUUACAAUCCUCUUUGGGGUAAUUAAUAGAUACGUCUAAGAUUUAAAAA